Pyrgilauda ruficollis (rufous-necked snowfinch) is the source of this 2901-nucleotide messenger RNA. RefSeq names its product Rho guanine nucleotide exchange factor 16 (gene ARHGEF16). Gene Ontology annotation, molecular function: protein binding; guanyl-nucleotide exchange factor activity. The record is from RefSeq and is a predicted model, not a curated record. Bases 63 to 2066 code for a protein of 667 amino acids. The transcript is spliced from 15 exons. NCBI's taxonomy places the organism in Eukaryota, Metazoa, Chordata, Aves, Passeriformes, Passeridae. Gene Ontology annotation, biological process: activation of GTPase activity.
UCCGUCCCCGCCGCCGUGCUGGCUCCGAGGGGCGCGGCUUGCUGCUCCCCCAGGCCACCACCAUGUCUCGGGGCUCCUCUGCUACCUCUGUGGAUGACAAGACCUUGCUCCUGGAGUACCGAUGCCACCCAGUGCGGCCAGAGCCCCCCAGCCCGACGUGUGCCACUGGGAAGCGCAGCCCCACCACGGCUCCCAGUGCCACCCCGCUGUCACCACUGGGCUCCCCCACCUCGGCCGAGCCCCGUCGCAUCGUCCUCAGCACGGACAGCCCUGCCGCGCUGAAGGUGGGAACGCAGCAGCUCAUCCCCAAAAGCCUGGCCGUCUCCUCCAAGCCUAAGAACAGCCCCUCUCGGCACCAGAGCUUCGGGGCGAGCCGGGAACCCCUGAGCCCCGACUCGAAGCGGGUGGCUGUCCCCAUCCCGGCCCUGGAGGCGGAGGAUGAGGAUGAUGGCGGAGGGGCCCUCAAGCGCAACCUGAGGAACAUGUCCUACCGUGCGGCCAUGAAGGGGCUGGGGGCUGAGCUGGAGCCAGCCAAGGCCUCUCCUUCACUGAAACCCGUGUCUGAGGAUGGCAGCGCCCUGCCCGACCGCAGCCCUGGCAGGAGCAAGAAAACCCUCGGGCGGAAGCGGGUGCAGAAGCGUGGUGGCUCGUUCAAGGACCAGCCCCGGCUCUAUCAGGAGAUCCGUGAGAGAGGCCUGAACUCUGUCAGCCAUGAGUCAGACGAGGACUUGCUGGAGGAGGCCCUGCCAGAGGAGCCAUCCCCUCUGGGUGCUGCUAUCGUGGUGCAGAGCUACCGCCCAGCCCAGGUGACCUGGAGCCAGCUCCCAGAGUCAGACGAGGACUUGCUGGAGGAGGCCCUGCCAGAGGAGCCGUCCCCUCUGGGUGCUGCUAUCGUGGUGCAGAGCUACCGCCCAGCCCAGGUGACCUGGAGCCAGCUCCCAGAGUGUGUAACGGUUUGUGAUGGUUUCUUUGAGGACUUGGAAAAGCGACACCAGGAGCACCUCCUGAUCCCUGACAUCAGUGACAUCGUGGAGGAACACGCCUCGAAACACUUCAACCCCUACAUCAGCUACUGCUCCAAUGAAGUCUAUCAGCAGAGGACACUGGAUAAGCUGCUAACCACAAACCCCUUAUUUAAAGAUACCCUGAAACAAAUUGAAAGGAAACCAGAGUGUGGAGGCCUGCCAAUGAUCUCAUUUCUCAUUCUGCCCAUGCAGAGGGUAACACGGCUUCCUCUGCUCUUAGAUACCGUCCAGCAAAAAACAAACGCGCGCACUGCAGCGUACGGAGCUGCCACCCGCGCUGUGAAGGCCAUCAGCAAGCUGGUCAAGAGCUGCAAUGAGGGAGCUCGGGCUAUGGAGAGGACAGAGCAGAUGUACACCUUGCAGAAACAGCUGGAAUUUGGGAAGAAGAAGCCUUUCCCCCUGAUCUCGGUGUCCCGGUGGCUGCUGAAGCGGGGGGAGCUGCACCUGCUGCUCUCGGAGGAGGCCGGCAUCUUCCGCCGCGGCGCCGGCCGCCUCUGCCACCUCUUCCUCUUCAACGACGUCCUCAUCAUCACCAAGAAGAAGAGCGAGGAGAGUUACACGGUCAUGAACUACGCCACGCUGGACCAGGUCACCGUGGAGAAGGUGGAGAGCUCAGACCCACCCUCCCCUCCUCCUGGCAAGGCUGGUGGGCACCUGCUCCGAGUGGUGCUGGAGAAGGACAGCGAGGGCCGGCGGGAGGAGGUGGUGCUGUCGGCAGAGACACUGAGUGACCGGGCCCGGUGGAUUGCAGCGCUGAUGCACAGGGAGAAGGAAAAGCCUGACACCACUCCCAAAGGAGACCUGAGCCAGGUGGAGAUCACCCGUGCCUACCUGGCCAAGGAAGCGGAUGAGCUGUCCCUGCAGCAAGCAGAUGUUGUCCUGGUGCUGGGGGGAGAGGAUGGCUGGUGCUGGGGGGAGCGUUUGCGGGACGGGGAGCGGGGCUGGUUCCCCCAGGCCUGUGCCCGGCCCAUCACGAGCCGCGUGGCCGCCGAGGGCAACGUGCGGCGCAUGGAGCGGCUGCGCAUCGAGACCGACGUGUAGGGACAGCCCGGAGGGACCCCUCUGCCUCAGGGACCCCCAGACCUCUGCAGACUGAGCCCACGGAGAGGAGGCAGCAGCAGAGCCUUUCUUCUUGAACUGUGUUUGUCUCAGGUGGCAGAUCUCAUCAGGCAGGACGGGUCUGUGUGGCAGCUGUGACACAGUGGCUCUUCUGUGAGAGCUGGCACCGGGCACUCCUGGCAGUGCUGGCACUGGUGACCCAGAACAGGCUCUGGGAGCAGCCAAGGGCUUGGCUCAGGUCGGAAAGCUGGAGCUGUUCUGGGCUCUGAGGUGCCCAUGUCACCAUCUCCGUCCCUGCUGGCAGCUGGGCCAGCACCUGCUGCACACCUGGUGUGGGGAGAGCACACCCCAGGCAGGCUGUUUGGAGCUUAAAUCCAUGAGUUUGGUUUGUUCCUCAACCCAGUUUCUGCUCCUUUUUCUCUUUUUUCUCCCCCACAAUAAUUCUUGGGCCCUUUGGGCAGAGCUGUGCCCUGCACAGGUGAGGUGAUGCCAGACACAUUUUGGUCACUUGAUAAAAUACUUGAUGCCAGAGUUGUUCCCAUGGAGUCAGCUCUGGGACCAGGAAUGGGAUCUGCUCCAGGCAGAGGGGGAAGCAGGGGCAGGAUGAGGAGCAGUGCUGCAGCUCCCACCUGCCUUUCCCUCCUCCCAGAUGGGGAGGGGGCUCUGCUGGGGAGCUCAGCUCCUCACACCCCAUGCAGGGGACAUGGCAGCUACAAUUUUGGGGUGAGCCAGCCCCAUACACUGCCAACUUCACAUUCACAGGGGCACUGUUGAUGUAAGGUCUGUUCUGAUCAAACAACUGUAAAUUAAGGUAACA